Molecule: messenger RNA, 668 nt
Organism: Notodromas monacha
Lineage: Eukaryota; Metazoa; Arthropoda; Ostracoda; Podocopida; Cyprididae
Source: the annotation of a GenBank genome assembly
AUGUCCGAGACAUCAUACCCGAAAGUUUGUGGAUCUGAGCUUGGCUAUGCUGGCCCCAAAGUUCAUAUAAUUGUUCUUGGCAACGACGAGUGCUUCCAGAGAGGUAGAAUACUCCAUGAAUUGUACCACAUUCUAGGAUUUCCUCACGAGCAAAACCGAUCUGAUCGAGACAAAUACGUUGUGGUCAACUGGAAGAAUCUUCUUCCCGGCAUCGAGCUCAACUUCCGGAAGUUCAAAGGAAGAUACAUGGACGUAGGACCUUACGAUUAUUACAGCCUAAUGCACUACAGUUUGUACGCUAUGGCCAACGACCGAAAAGUGAGAACUCUAACGCCAACUACGAAAAACGUUGACGAGAGCAGAAUUGGCCAACGCAAGGAUUUCAGCCCAAUAGACUUGCAAAAGAUCAACACCUUUUAUAAGUGCGAGAAAAAGACACAGCCCAGCAGCAAAAAAAUGUAUCAGACAACGAUUUCUCAAAAAUUGAAGUCGGGGAUGAAUAAAAAAAUGCAAGAGCCGAUCGAUGGUGUAAUCAGCGUUCAAGGGAAUUCAAAGCUCUUCAAGAAAUGAAGAAAACAUGAACUUCCCGUAAAUGAAAAGGUUUUAUUGAACCGGCUAGUUAAAUUUUGUUGAAUACACGUGACGAAAAAUACACGCUAUUUCCUUUA